Molecule: messenger RNA, 1618 nt
Organism: Selaginella moellendorffii
Lineage: Eukaryota; Viridiplantae; Streptophyta; Lycopodiopsida; Selaginellales; Selaginellaceae
Product: NADPH-dependent pterin aldehyde reductase
Exons: 7
Coding region: 14-763 (249 amino acids)
Cellular component (GO): cytosol
Molecular function (GO): oxidoreductase activity, acting on the CH-OH group of donors, NAD or NADP as acceptor
Source: RefSeq, a predicted model, not a curated record
AGGGUUAGGGCUCAUGUCGAAGAACACGGCGAUGCUGGUGAGCCCCGGGACGCCUGCAGGUGCGGCGGGAGCUCCUCAAGCCGCGCGGACAGUGUUGAUCACUGGCGUGACGAGAGGACUCGGGCGAGCUCUGGCGCUGGAGAUUGCUUCCAGGGGUCACACGAUUAUAGGGUGUGGGCGUGACGAGGAGAAGCUCACCUCUUUGCAGAAUCAACUGGGCGAUAGCAAGCACAUUCUUAGAGCUGUGGACGUUGCUUCAGAUAGCAACGUCCAGGAGUUUGCUAGAGCUGUGAUCGAGCUGAAAGGAGCUCCCGAUAUUCUUGUUAAUAAUGCAGGUGUGAUCAACAGCAAUGGGAAACUGUGGGAGGUUGCCAGGGAAGAAUUUGACAACGUCAUCGAUGUCAAUAUCAAAGGUCCUGCGAAUUGCCUCCGCCAUUUCGUGCCUCACAUGAUGUCCAAGAAGCAAGGAGUGAUUGUAAACUUCUCAUCUGGAUGGGGUCGAUCAGCAGCUGCCGAGGUAUCUCCAUACUGUGCAUCCAAGUGGGCGAUGGAAGGACUUACUCGCUCGCUGGCUAAAGAGCUACCUCCUGGAAUAGCAGCUGUGGCUCUUAAUCCAGGAGUGAUCUGCACAGACAUGCUAACGACAUGUUUUGGAACUUCGGCAGCGAUGUACCAGACCCCGGAAACAUGGGCUCCCGCUGCUGCGACGCUUAUACUCGCAUUGACAGCAGCGGACAACGGAUCAUCUCUCAACGUGACAUGAAACCGAGCGUUCUUGAGUAUAUGAUUUUUUUUGUUCUUCCUUUUUACGUCCGAUACAUGGAGCUUUAGUUCCUGAUACUUUUGAUGUUUUAUAGAGGUUUUCUCUUUGCAUGGUCUCUACGCUGCGCUGCAAGGAGUGUGUUUGAGAGCACCAUUGCAAUGGUGAUCGGGCCGACUCCGCCAGGAACCGGCGUGAUCGCGGUCGCUACUUUCUCAGCCUCCUCGUAACAAACGUCUCCUACGAAUCGGAAUCCUUCUUCCGAGCUAGGAUCCUGGAGAUAAAAAGUCAAGCUCUACAAGCCAACAACCAGGAUAUCAGCAGUCCGAGCAAUCUCUGCUGGUUUUGGCGUGUGCUUAUCCACGAUUGUGACAGUGGCAUUGUGUCUCUGGAGGAGUAGCGCCGUGGGAAGGCCGACGACGUUGCUACAACCAAUGACCACCACUUUCCUCCUCUCGACUUGGAACUUGUAUCGAGUAAGAAGCUCCAGGCAAGCUCGCGAGGUGCAUGGCACGAAACUUGGCUGGAAAUCAUCGAGAGCCAGCUUAGCCAAGUUGAGGGGAUGGAGGCCAUCCACAUCUUUCUCGAGACUUAUCUCUUGGAGCACGGUUUCCGGCCGGAUCUUCUGAAACAGUGAGGCAAGUAACGAUGAAGAGGCAAGUCGUGGGUGAUUUCUUACCUUUGGCAGUGGGAGCUGGACGACGAUGCCAUGAACGCUCUCGUCUCCAUUGAACGUUCGAAGCGCCUGUAUGAUCGCCUGGAGCGUCGCUGUUUCGGGCAGCUGCGAAGCGAAGGAUUUGAUUCCAACUUCUGUGCACGCUGUUCGUAAGUUAUGAAUGUAAGCUUGCGAUUGAGGGC